AUGACUUUCUUUUUGUUCUUCCCUCUCUUUUUACUCCUUCCUUUUUUCUUUGAUUCGUUUUCUCAGGGAGCCACUCUUCACGAAGAUGAAGUGAAAGCUUUGAUAGACAUAGGUAAAACACUUGGGAAGAAAGAUUGGAACUUCAGUGUAGAUCCAUGUAGUGGAAGGAACAACUGGAUAUCGCCAACUCAACUACAAGGCUCUGAGAAUGCUGUUACCUGCAAUUGCACUUUUCAAAAUAACACUCUAUGCCAUGUCGUUAGCGUUGUUCUAAAAGCACAAAACCUUUCUGGUACUCUUCCACCUGAUCUUGUGAGGUUGCCUUUUCUCCAAGAAAUUGACCUAACCCUCAACUAUCUUAAUGGUACAAUUCCUAAAGAAUGGGCCACAUUAAGUCUUGUAAACAUUUCCUUCUAUGGAAAUCGUCUAUCUGGUCCAAUUCCAAAGGAGUUUGGAGACAUCACCACUCUCAAAAGCUUGGUAUUGGAAUUCAACCAACUAUCAGGAAAUCUUCCUCCAGAACUUGGGAGUCUUAGCCAGAUUGAAAGACUGCUUCUUUCCUCCAACAAUUUCACUGGAGUGUUACCUGCAACAUUUGCUAGGCUCACCGCAUUGAAGCAAUUUCGAAUUGGUGACAGUCAAUUCUCUGGAGCAAUACCCAACUUUAUACAGAGUUGGAAAAAUCUUGAGAUGCUCGUGAUCCGAGGGAGUGGUUUGAGCGGGCCAAUUCCUUCUGGAAUUUCACUUUUGAAAAAUCUCAGUGACUUGACUAUUACUGACUUGAAUGGAUCUGAUUCACCUUUUCCACAACUUGAAAAUAUGUCAAAGCUAUCAAAAUUAAUAUUGAGAAGUUGCAAUAUCAUUGGAGCAGUGCCUGAUUAUCUUGGAAAGUUAACUAAACUGAAAGCGAUAGACCUCAGCAACAACAAAUUAAGUGGACAAAUCCCCACGGGCUUCGGGGGUCUACAGAACAUGUACAUGCUAUUUUUAUCUGGGAAUCAGCUGUCUGGACUGCUGCCUGACUGGAUAGUUAAACCCGACUUUGUAGAUCUGUCGUAUAACAACUUCACUAUAGCAAACUUUGAGCAGCAAACUUGUCAACAAGGAAGUGUAAACUUGUUUGCGUCUUCUUUGACGGGAAACAGCUUAGGAAAUGUUUCAUGUUUGGAAAACUAUCAAUGUCCUAAAACUUGGUACUCUCUCUACAUAAACUGUGGUGGGAAGAGCAUAACAUAUGAUGGAAAUAAGACAUAUGAUGAUGAUUCAGCUGAGAUGGAAUCAGGAAGAUAUCGUCAAAUUGGAACAAACUGGGCACUUAUAACUGCUGGUCACUUUUUUGAUAGUGGACGGUCGGACUACUACAUAUGGUCUAAUGCAACAAAGCUUGCCGUCGACAAUGGUACUGAACUGUACAUGGAUGCACGUGUUUCUCCAAAUUCUCUUACUUAUUAUGCAUUCUGCAUUGGAAAUGGAAACUACACUGUGAAUCUCCAUUUUGCUGAAAUAAUGUUCAGUGAUGAUAAAACAUUUAGCAGCAUUGGAAGACGUGUAUUUGACAUCUACAUCCAGAGAAAUUUGGUGUUGAAGGAUUUCGAUAUUGCAAAAGAGGCAGGUGGUGUUGGCAAGGCAGUCAUUAAAACUUUUACUGCUGGUGUGACUAGAAAUGCAUUGGAGAUUCGCUUAGAUUGGGCUGGGAAAGGAACAACUACUAUCCCAUUUGGAUCAGUAUAUGGUCCUCUUAUAUCAGCUAUAUCAGUUGAUCCUGAUUUUACACCCCCGUCGGAAAAUAAUAAAAACAUGCCUGUAGGAGCUGUGGUUGCCAUUGUGGCUGCGGGAGCAAUUGUUAUCAUCUUUGUAAUUGGCAUAAUGUGGUGGAAGGGCUGUUUAACACAGAAAUGUUUAGGGGCAAGAGAGCAAAAGGGCCAUGCUUCACAAACUGGCUUAUACAGUUUACAGAAAAUCAAAGCAGCAACAAACAACUUUGAUGAAUCCUUUAAGAUUGGAGAAGGAGGAUUUGGUCCUGUUUACAAGGGUGUUCUACAAGAUAGCACAAUUGUAGCGAUUAAGCAGCUAUCUUCAAAAUCAACUCAAGGAUCUCGUGAAUUUAUUAAUGAGAUAGGCAUGAUUUCUACUUUACAACACCCUAAUCUUGUUAAGCUCUAUGGCUUCUGUAUGGAAGACGAUCAGUUGUUGUUGAUAUAUGAAUACAUGGAAAACAAUAGCCUUGCUCAUGCUUUAUUUGUCAAGAAAGAAGACAUAGAAAAUCGUCAAUUGAGAUUGGAAUGGAAAACUAGGAAGAGAAUUUGUAUUGGUAUUGCUAAAGGUUUAGCUUACCUGCAUGGAGAGACUAAAAUAAAGAUCAUUCAUAGGGACAUCAAGGCCACUAAUGUAUUGCUAGAUAAAGACCUCAACCCCAAAAUAUCUGAUUUUGGUUUGGCAAAGCUCAACGAAGAUGACAAAACCCACAUGAACACCAGAAUAGCUGGCACUUAUGGAUACAUGGCUCCUGAGUAUGCUAUGCAUGGUUAUUUGACGGAGAAAGUAGAUGUUUACAGUUUUGGAAUUGUUGUGUUGGAAAUUGUUAGCGGAACCAACAACACUGUUGGUCAUCCUCAGGAGGAAUGCUUCUCCCUUCUUGAUUGGGUGCACCUUUUGAAGGAAAAAGAUGAUCUAAUGGAGCUUGUUGAUAGGAGAUUGGGAGAAGACUUCAAGAAAGAGGAGGUAACGACGAUGAUCAAUGUGGCUCUUUUAUGCACUAGUUUUUCUCCGUCGCUCAGGCCCUCCAUGUCUUCGGUAGUAAGCAUGCUUGAAGGAAGAACAGAUGUUGAAGAAGUGGUUGCAGAAUCAACUGAGGUAUUGGAUGAUAAGAAAUAUAAGGUGAUGCAACAAUACUACAAACAGAGAGGAGAAAGUAGCACAAGUGAAGUUCAAAGCCGAAGCCGGAGCAUCGCAACAGAUGAAUCUAAUGCCUUUAUUUAUGAUACAGAUUCUUCAUGCUGGGAACCAAGAAAUUAG
Messenger RNA from Vicia faba (fava bean), 3015 nucleotides. NCBI's taxonomy places the organism in Eukaryota, Viridiplantae, Streptophyta, Magnoliopsida, Fabales, Fabaceae. The record is from the annotation of a GenBank genome assembly.